GCUUAAUUUGUUUUGAAUGAAAUUCAAAAUACGCACCGCCACAAAAAUACGUUUGAAUAUAACAAUAAUAUUGUCGAGAAGGCCUUAAAGUGCAAUAAUCACACAYACAUACAKAUAUAAACAAAACGAUUACGUGGGAGUUAAACGAUAACUUCGUAUCAUACCGUAUCGAAGUCGAAUAUAUUUGCGUACGUACCGAAAGUGAUAAUCAAAAAGUAAUUUCAAGCAACAACACCGCCAGCGUACUAAAUAAAAUUUGUAUUAAACACAGCUCUGGAAAUCAAAACAAGGCAGAAGCUACAUUAAACACAGCACUGCAGCAAGUCUGGACGUCAACAGCUGGCAAGUCCAUUUUUCAACCACAAAUUCAUAAAGAAGUUAUUAAGUUUUACUGGUCCUUAAAAUGGCGACAAACAGUUUAACAUCAUAUAUAGUUUCCAAAUACGAAGGUUUAUGCAAUUAUAUGGAGCAGGACACAAUUGGCACGCAAGCUGCUAUAUAUGGUACAUCAGGUCUAAUGCUACUGAUUGCAUAUAUUAAACGCAAACCGGCAUAUUUGGUGCGUCCUUUCAAAAAACCUUCGCACAUCCCAGAUAAGUUGAUAAAUGAACGUAUUAUGCAUACUGGACUAAUACGUGAUGUAAAAAUGAAAGAUCAGGAUACCAUAUUGCUUAUCAGCCACAGACCGCUCAUACCGAUAUUCGCCAGCAAAGAUAGAGUAUUGCCCGUUAAGUUGCCCGGCAUUAAAGUAAAUGGUAAUGGCAUAUCUUGGUUGCAAUCAUGCAUAGUUGGUCGUCGUGCUACCUUCUUACCACUGGCAAAAAGUAAAAGUGAUGAUUUUGUUGUGAGUCAACUGUGUUUAGUGCAUCCGCCCAAAGGUGGACGUCUAAUCGACAUAUCCGAAACUUUAUUGAAAUUAUGUUUUGCACGCUUUGCGCCCGAUGAGGCUGCCGCUGUGAAGCGUAAUGCCAAAUAUUAUGAUCAUCUAAAGAAAGUGGAAGCGAGCGCAUUGACAAAACAAUCCUGGGUGUAUUGGUUAGCUAAACAUCCAUCACUGUGGAGUAUGCUGCUUGAUGCAAAGGCUAAAAUAUUUUCGCGAAAGUCUUUACUGCCGGAACUAGUACGCUAAGGAGCCGUAAAUAUUAGCCAACGUUUGCUGUGUGGUAAACUGCGUUUGGAUCUUACUUGAUUUCAAGCUCUGUGAGGAAUAUAUAUAUAUCUUUUAUGAUAUUUUCAUUGCGUGCUUCUGCUUAGAAAACAAUACGUGUUUAGUACUUCGAUAUUUUAAGUGCCUACUUUUAUGAAURCUUGCAUUUGUUUUGCAAUUUUUGUUUAAUGAAUUUUAAUUUUUGACAUUGUAUAUACAAAGCUCCAAUCACAAUCUGGCGCCACUUAAAUGUCAAUAAAUACUGUUUGUAAAACGGUAGAAAUUAUUAUUGAAA
Molecule: messenger RNA, 1442 nt
Organism: Bactrocera latifrons
Lineage: Eukaryota; Metazoa; Arthropoda; Insecta; Diptera; Tephritidae
Exons: 2
Coding region: 404-1129 (241 amino acids)
Source: RefSeq, a predicted model, not a curated record